This is a messenger RNA of Lytechinus pictus (painted urchin), 6407 nucleotides long. RefSeq lists its product as uncharacterized. The transcript has 4 exons. The record is from RefSeq and is a predicted model, not a curated record. NCBI's taxonomy places the organism in Eukaryota, Metazoa, Echinodermata, Echinoidea, Temnopleuroida, Toxopneustidae. Bases 243 to 3014 code for a protein of 923 amino acids.
AGAACAAAGGCUGCGAUGGAAUAGGAAUUUUGGUCAUAUUCACUGCCAUGACUGUGAAGAACGAGACAGAAUAAUUGAUGCUUUAGAGAAUAAUUAAUGUACUCGGCUGCUAGAGCAGUCAAACGGCGUGUGGGCAUCGUGGCUCAGACAGACUACAGUUUCAGCUAUUCACGAGAUUCCGAACCAGAUAUUGAAAUCUCGGUCUUACUGAACGGAGGAUUUCAUCUAAAAUAUUGCUUGAAAUGGAGGGUGAUGCAGAAUACUUUACGCACCCGGACCGGAUGCGAGGUGCUCCUGGGAGGAAACAGAACGCUAUGAUGCAUCUACAGCUGAAGAGCUUCGAGAGCAUGUUACAAACCUUCCUUGAGAAACACGAGACGGGGUCACUCUAUCGCGCCUUCGCCAAGGUUAUUCCUCAUAAUCGUCAUGUGAAUACUUUGGAUGGUUUGAAAGAAUUUACAAAUCGCUGGUUCUCGGAUCUUGAAGAUAGGCAUCUUACCGACAAAUCAACUACGCAACGGAUCGAAGACUUCAACCAGGAUAUCAAAUACCUUAAAGAUAUGAAAACGACAUUUGAUGAACGUAUCUAUUCAGUACUGUUUGAAUUUUAUUACGAGAUGGUGAUGGAGGAGAUUCCGCAAGCUGCCAAACUGGUCGAGAGAGGGCGUCGUGCAAGUAGCGAGGUCAUGGGUUCUAAUCUCCUUGUCAUGUCAAACACCAAAGGCUACGACGCGCUUAAUGAGUCAAUGCCAGUCAGGAAGUUGUACGAUAUUUCCAAAGAUUGCGAGAUGCUAUUUUUAACCAUCCACCAACUGCAACUGAUUGAUGUCCGCUGGGGUAGUCUUCUGAAAUCAGAGGAAGUGGAUGUUGAAUUGUUCGAUCCUGAAUCGAUUCAUGAUGUGAAGCUCUAUCCAAAUCACUAUAGAUUCGGGGAGCUAUUACGACUUAUACCAGAUAUCAUGCAUAAGACACAAAACGCCAUCAAGUUAGCACGAAGCUGGUGGUACCAGGCUGAAAAGAUAAGAAGACGUCUUCGAGGACAGAAGAUCCGUGAAGACACGAGCUCCGAUCCUCCUUUGGAAAGUGAUGGCAUUCACUCAGCUGAAUCUCCAAAGGAGCAUCUGCCUACAGCUGACAUAUUACACGAGGACCGGUCAACCAUACCCUACAGAUCGCCCUCUCCACAAAAGCGUCACAGACUUGAUGAAUAUCACAAUCCCAGCACUGACUACAGAAAUGAAGAAACACUGGAUAAGGAGUUCAAAGAAGAAAAAAGUGAAAGAUACACUGAAAGAAUUCCUUCCGAUGCACAAGAUGAUCCCUUGGUUUCGAGAACACCCCAAGACAUAGAUUUUGAAACUCACCCAACGUUUCCUGCAGUCACCGAAACAGUUGAAAAACGACUCAAAGAACUCACCACUUCUAUUGCUUUGAGACGAAUGGAGUUAGCCUCAGAGACCAACGAACUUGAAUUCUUUAAUCGCAGACAAGAAAGAAUCCGAAAAUUGAGAUCAAACAUGAAGCUUGCAGACAACGCGAUAGAAGCAAUGGAAGACGAACUGAAGAUCUAUACACGAGUAAAAGAGCGACUUAUUCUGCAGUUAGAAGAAGCAGAAGACUACUCAGAAAGAAGACACAUUUCAGAGAAGCUUAAGACUAUUGAUCAGAAAGUAAAUGAUAUUCAAGAGCUCUCAAAAGUUUCAAAAUAUCGUCAAAAACUAAUGAAUAGUGACUUGAAACUCAAGCUAGACCUCAAAGCAACAUUCACCAGGUACCAAAAUGAGGUGGAAGGGCGAGUUGAUCUAUUAUCCUCAUCAGUCCAAGAAGAAGAGGAGAGGAAAGACCAACUAGAACAUGAACUAAUGUUACUUCAUCUGCAGGAUGGCUUAGACAGACAAGAUCACACGAGCUCCAAGGACAAAGGGAUUUUGCACAAGAAUCGCCACCAUAUUGACAAGACAAACAAGGCUCAAGUUAUACCUAGGGCGGCAAAGAAAGCAACUAGGAGUGUCCCCUGGUUAGAAAGCAGCAGGGAAUCUCUCGAAGAUGCUAUUCAAACUGAUUAUGAUCUUGAUACACCGGCAUACAAGGAGUCGUAUUCCCCAGAUCUACUCUAUGAUCAUUUGCGACAACUUGGUACAAGUAGGGAUCAUGAUAGAGCUUCUGAUUACGGGGAUGUUAGUCCGGAUCUCUUGAAACAAAUAAGUCGUAACUCUAUUGAUAGCGGGGUCAAUGGAAUGGGAAACAUGAAUCAUGAUAAAAAGGUCAGACGUCAAGAGGGCAAACGGAAUCAUUUACUCACACAUCAGGUUACUCAAAACAACGGAUAUGCCUCUGAGUUAAACGGUUUCAAAGCCAAGCAAGAAAGAUCAAAACUCAGUCGGAAAACUCCUAUUCCUGAAAUACACUAUCUUCCCCCAAGUUCUAAAGGAAACAGGGAGCACUGGGAAGACCCUGAAAAUGUAUUUUCUGAUGAAUUUGAUUACGACCCACAUGGACACGAUGGGACCGAUGACCAAGAUACAGGUUACCCUGACGAUAACGGCAGCAGACGAAAGGUACACAGAAGACAUCCUCCUGCAACAACGAAAGGCAUGGAUUUACCGACGAGAAAUGUAAAAAGACAUCCUCGAAGGUCACUGGCACAGAAGAACAUCGGUGCUCCAGUGUCUCAUCUGCCACAACUGCGUGAGGAGGACGACCGAUCACCUACAGCUCCAAGGACAGACCGAACACCAAGAAUGUACGAUCCAAAGAGAGAGAGCCAAGAUAGUCUGAUCAACUCCUAUUCGCCGGUUCCGCUCUACAUGCCUCUCGGUGUUCAUCAGAGCAGUAAACUGAACCAUGGUGAAGGUGGGGGAGGAUCUAGGAAUUCUAAAAAGGCACAGGGAUUGGCGCCAAGGAGCAAGAUAGACCAACCAGAUCUUCUGUCACCAUUGUACCAACAAAAUAAAAAACAACAAAGGAGAAAACCACACACAGUUAGCCGUAUCCCAGUCAAAACAAUAUACUGAGUGUAUCCACAUCAAUGUGUGGAUACUAGCUAUUCAGGGAAACACACUUUGAAAUCUAUCAAUCAUUUUUCAAAUUUUAACAAACCAACAUUCCUUUCCAUGAAGCUUCCAUAGCUCCUUAUUUGACUCGAGGUUAUGGAACCUCGAAGAACUCCUGAAACCCUUGAAUCCUGUUCGUUCCUAUUGAUAUCGAAUGAUAAUUUUGCAAAUGAAGUAUCGAAAUAUAUUUCGUAGAUUUUAGGGUGAUUUUCGACAGAACAUUUUCAACUUGCUAAGCUCCACCCCCUUACAUCAGUGGCGGAUCCAGGGGGGCACGUCUGGCCUUGAGAGCCAUGAUAAAACAAACUGAUGUAAAUAUGCACUUCUUAGACAAGUGUGCCCCCCCCCCCCUUGAAGGUGACAGCAUAUAUUUUCAAUGGGAAUAUGUCGUUCAUACACGUGAGGACCUUUUUUUUUGCUUGUCAAAUUUUUCUCGGGGAAAAUGUGCCCCUCCCCCCCUUUGGAAAAUCCUGGAUGCGCCCCUACCUUACAUAAUAAUUCACUUCCCGUAAUUGCUUUAGUGAUAUCAUCUAGUGACCAGAGUCGUCAUAUAUGGUUAGUGUCAUUGUAGUUUUAUAAUAGUCAAUUGUACUUAAAUUUCCACAACUCGGCACAUUGAUUCUCAAAACACAUAUGAACAUAGUAUCGUUGGUUGCUCUUUGUUUGGUGGUGAUGCUACAACGAGUACGACAUUGCACAUAUUUAGGUUAAUUGGACAGCUCUUCAACAGCUACGUACAAUUGUGUUAGCUCACUCACAAUUGGAUGAUACCACUGCAGGAAUGAAAUAUGGAGUUUUCUUUAAGGAAUAGAACUUAGCAGAUUGAAAAAUAUUCUUCCAAAGAUUAUUUGAACAUAUACAAAAUAUAUUUAGAGACUUAUAAACAAAACUCGAUUCUGUACAGCAUUGUGCAUCAAUAGGAAUCGAUUUUAAUUCUAGCCCGAGUUACACCUAAACCGAAUUCUUCCGAAUAAAUUCGGACCGAUUCUAGCCGAAUUCGGCCUAGUUCGGAUGGUUUCGGUAGAUUCGAAUGUUCAAGAACACUUAAAACACUGAAUAAUAUUUUAACCAAUAUUGGGUAGAAAUGGAACAUACAUGUUUGCUGGGUAUUUUCGUUUACCCCAUAUUGGACAAAAUGCAUGUUUUAAGGGUAAAUUUCAAUGCAACAUUGUGUUACUAUAGUAACUGUAGUGACUGUCGGAUAAAACGGGACUUGUCGGAUAAAAUGUCCGACAAGUCUUGUCAUGAAACGCUCCCCAGAAUACUCCCGAAACCACCCGAAUACGAGUAUUCGGAUGGAUUCGCAGCUGAUUCGGUUCCGGUGUAACCCUAGCUUUUGGUUGCAGUAGCCUUUUUCAAACCUUUUUACAUUAUUAGCCAUUGGCUUCAUAUUUCUUGGUAGUCAUUGAAGAGUUAAAAGUGCUCAUUGUUAUUAUCCGAUGUAUAUGUCGCUUUGUAAAUUUUUAAUGAAAAUUUCGUCAUCGGCAUCAGGAAGAUAUUUAACCAGAGAGCAAUCGUGACCACCUACCAUAUCUAUAACCCUAAAAGUGAAUUCAUCGUGUUUCGUGCGAGGUAAUGUGUGUUAAAAGUGUCCUGUGCAUUUAACUAAUAUGAAAUCUGCCAUGCAUUUCACAUAAGUGUAAUCAAUAUUGAAUAUGUUAAUCACUUAGUCACAGCGAAUGAUCACAUGGAGGUUUUUUGCCUCAGUUACACCAUUAACAGACUCCAGUCCGACCAAAAUUAUUACGUUAUUUCUAAAGGUACAUCAUCAGUGAGUUUGGUAUCGGUUUCAACGUUGUGAAUGCUUUCCAUCAGCAAAUUCGUUUUAAUAAUAAUAACAAUAAUAGUUAUCCGCUUUUAUAUAGCGCUUAAUACAUCGCAACGACGUCUCUAAGCGUUUAACAGAUAUAUUAUUACCCGGUCAUCGGAUCCUGACAAGCCCGCAUACAAUGUAUGCACUUUUGUCCACUCCCUGGGGAGCAUUCCAACAGUUCCAAGACUUAAUUGCUAGGCAUACUACAUAGGCUUUCGUAUCCUACCGGGUACCCAUUUAAAACCUGGGUGGAGAGUGGCAAAGAGUGGAUUGACGCCAUGCCAAAGGACGUUAGGCCGUGGUGGGAUUCGAACACACGGCCCUCUGAUUGUAAGGCGAGAGUCAGAACCGCUACCAUGACGCUUCCACCAUUUUACCAUUUACCAUUCUAAAUGAAGAGCAACCAGAUUAAAAUAUGUGUACUACCAGUAGAAUCGACUGAUGGGUUCGAUUCAGACAAAACAAUAAAAUAAUUGACAUAACGUUAUUUUUUUUUUCCUUCAAGAACAAUUGGAAAUAAUGCCAUCAGCUGUCAACAUCUUUCAUCCGUAUAUCAUCGUCAGAGAGUAUAAUAUAAGUGGGUUUGAAUGGGAUGCCCGCCCCAACAAAACGUAAACGUAAAAAGAGAAAAUAAAAUGAGAAUAACAUAUAAAUUUUCAUCGACAUCGGAUUUAAAUUUGUUUUGCUUAUUUUCAUAAAGUUCUCAGCGUUUAUAUUUAUAAGAAGGAACCAAUAAUGUCAACCGCUCACUAUUUCUUUUACUAUGUUAUUAUAUGAAAUAUUUUUUAAAUCCAAAUCUUGACGUGAAAUAAGGUUUGAUUCGCAUGUUGAGCUGCCAAGGUUGCGAACUUUUGUAAUUCAGUGAAGACCUACGUCAUCGUCACAUCUGAAAAUUUGAAUAUUCUAUUUUUCAUUCAUUAGACACAAAAGAAAAUUGUGUGACAUCAUCGAAUCUCUCGUAUUUGCAUGUAUUCACAUGUGUUAUAUAUAUAUAUAUAUACUGUUAUGCGAAAAUAAGUGAAACUUUAAAACUGUCAUAGCUGACUUAUUUCAAAUGUUUUAGAUCCAAUUUUGAUGAAAUUUUCCAUGUUUUGCUUAUUCCAUUAUCGUCUCUUUUUUACGUUUUUUGGGCUCCCCUUUUUUAAUUCAAGAUCCCUAAUGCUUCAAGACGAAGCAUCGUUAUUUCAUAAACCACAGCGGAUGCUCAACACUUGAUAAUGAAUAACUUCAAUGUUGUUUUUAUUUAGCUUUUACUUCCAGCAAUAACGAACGAUACACCAUAUAUUCUUACUGCUUUCUAUACCAAUAUUUUGUAAUACAAGACAAAAAUUAGUUAAACUGGACAUAAAAUAUAUUAUUGAAGGCAUGCAUAUAAAGUUGGUUUAAUUUUCUUUAAUCAAGUGCCUUAAAAUACACCAUUAUCAUCUAAACGAAUUACAGUGUACUAUGGGAAAUAAUUAUGAGGGUUUUUUUCUCACUAUUUUGCAUUGUUUGUUGAAUUUAGUAAAUGCAAUAAAUACAAGACGUGUAUCUUGUUAUAU